AUGUUCCAUACAGAGGCAAUGAAAGGAUGCAAGGUGGCAACUAGCUAUGCAGGUCAAAGAGAUUGGCCACAGGCCCAAGACUUGUCUUUGAACGGAGCCUUCUACUCAUAUGAGCUUCCUAUUCACACCGCUGCGAGUUUGAUGAAUACCAGAAGAGCCUCUCUGAUUUGUCACGGAUCGACAGACAGUCAUGACUGGGACUCAGAGCCGGAUGCCUCGAUAGAUGAGACAGACACCUACGACAGAUUGCUCACCGGUGAUCUUAGAGAGUUCAUAGCAACUCAGGACGAACUUAGCUACAUUCAAGCCUUUACAGAUGGAAUCGGAGUGUGGAUGGACUCACUCAACAGUAGCAACCUCUUUACCCAGGUUAUUCCCUGGUAUGCGCUCAAGUCGCCAGUUCUUUUCCAUUCACUGAUGGCUUGCGGAGCAAAACAACUCUCCUUCAGUAAACCCGACCAACAACAUAAAGCAACUGCGCUCUACAACACUGCUACAGCACAGCUCGUUCGACUACUUCAAAAUCCGGAUAGAAACAUCAUGGACUGCACAACGGCAUCUAUUCUCCUCAAUGUAUACGAGUUCAUUUCAAAUAAACCCAUACAAAGAAUGAGUCACAUGGUUGGAGCAAGAGCACUUAUUCGAGAUUGCGGAUGGAAUUCUUCAAGCACGGGCAUCCCGGCAGCUUGCUUCUGGCUGAGCAUAGGCAUAGAAGUCCUAUAUUGCUUGUCUAUGAACUGGGCCGUCAGCUGGGAUCCUGAUAAUUGGGGAAUUGAUUUAAAUUGGAGCCGGGGCGAGAAUGAAUGCGAUGGCGAGCUUCAGACUUGGGUUCACAGGUCGUUUUACACAUUGGCCAAAGUUGUCAACUUUCGAGCGACAUCCCUCGCUAGUCUUCCGUCUGAUGCACACAGGGACCAAACUAGACUCUCAGGUCGUCUCUCUGAGUGGCAAUCCCUCAAACAACUCUGCGACAACUGGAACGACUGCUGCCCAAGGUCCAUGCGACCCGUAGGCUACUUGGCCAUGAACAAUGCGGACGAGCCAUCAGUCUUCCCCAAAUUUUGGCUGGCCCAAACAUCCGCAAUGCUAGGUAGAAUAUUCUAUCACACAGCCCAAUGCAUUCUCGCACAAGUAAAUCCAAUAGAAUCACCCGGAACGUCAUCGGAGAUGAAGGAACUUGAACAGCAUCACGCCCGUCAGAUUAUGGGUAUUGUGGCAAGCGGCCGUGAUCGGUGUGUUACGGUUAUGGCCGCUCAAGCCGUCAACAUUGCCUUCCAAUCAUUGGCAGAUAGAGAAGAACAAGAGGCAGCCUUGGCAAUUCUUCGCGAAGUCCAGGCAAUCAACCAUGGUACAGGCGCGAACGGACUUAAACAAUCAACAAUGUCGAAUCAAUGGCCCUUGGCAGCACUGGACGCGGCGGAGCUGAGUACGUUCUCUGCGGCAUCUCUUUCCUUUGGACAGCCUUGGCAAAUUGCUGCGAGUACUUUGAACUUCAUCCCAAGUACUUUCAUGAACCAUCUGGACGAUAAUGAACUCCCGAUUGAAAAUCCGUUACAAUCGGCGUAUUUUGGGCACCCCAACCAGCCGUACAAAACGUGGUAUCAACCAGUGUGCGAAAAUGGCAUCAAACGCUUCAAUUUUGAGAUGUAG
Pochonia chlamydosporia 170 is the source of this 1650-nucleotide messenger RNA. RefSeq names its product C6 zinc finger domain-containing protein. Gene Ontology annotation, biological process: positive regulation of transcription by RNA polymerase II. The transcript is spliced from 2 exons. The record is from RefSeq and is a predicted model, not a curated record. Gene Ontology annotation, cellular component: nucleus. The coding region runs from base 1 to 1650 and encodes 549 amino acids. Lineage: Eukaryota; Fungi; Ascomycota; Sordariomycetes; Hypocreales; Clavicipitaceae. Gene Ontology annotation, molecular function: DNA-binding transcription factor activity; transcription cis-regulatory region binding.